This is a messenger RNA of Hemisphaericaspora subhashii, 1515 nucleotides long. RefSeq lists its product as uncharacterized. The record is from RefSeq and is a predicted model, not a curated record. Gene Ontology annotation, cellular component: cytosol; nucleus. NCBI's taxonomy places the organism in Eukaryota, Fungi, Ascomycota, Pichiomycetes, Serinales, Debaryomycetaceae. The coding region runs from base 1 to 1515 and encodes 504 amino acids. The transcript has a single exon. Gene Ontology annotation, biological process: regulation of DNA-templated transcription.
AUGGCACGUCAUAAUGGUUUGGUAGUAUGUGCCUCAUCGUUCUCAACUAUAGAUAAACAAUAUUCUCAGUUUGAACAGAACUUCAAGUUAUUGUAUUUGAUUAAUGAUAAUCAGGACUUAUUUGAAAACUCAUUAGAUUAUCUAUUGAAUAAAGAUCCAAACUGGAAUAGAUAUACAAUCAUUCAAACACCAACACCCGUGAAAGAUCAUAAAGUGGAAUAUGUUUUUGAGUUCCAUGAAGUAGUAUCAAAACCAGAACUUACAAACAAAGAUAUCAAUUUUUAUAUGAUUAUAGAUCUGACGAUUAUAAAUUCCAUUGAAAAUUGGCAUAAAUUUAAUAAAUUUAAACGGAAAUUUAAGGAUUAUUCAUUAGCUUUAAAAUUAUCAAAUGAAGAUGAUCAAAUAAAUAAACAAUACUUAGAUCUUUGGUUAACUGAAGCGAUUUCUUUUAUUUAUGUUCCUAAUAAAAUUAAAAGUUUUGAAUUCUUUAAAAUAUUUCAAUUCAAAAGUAUACCUAUCCCAUUAUUAAUAAUGGAAAAUGCGAAGGAUCAUGAGCAAGUUUGUUUAAUAAAGUCCCAACAUAGAGCAAGUCCACAAUUUUAUUUGAAACCAUUACAACCUUUGGUUGAAAACUUGCUGAUUGGGAUCUAUAAGCAAUUUGAAAAGGAUCAAACCAAAUAUAACCAAUUUGCUGAAGCUUUUGAAUUGGCAAUAAAUGAUUUAUUACUCAAAAAAAUCCCCACAAUUAAAAUAUUGUUAAUUGGACCUGGAAAUGGUAAACUUUUGACCAAGUUAUGGAAUAUAAUCAAAACAAAUCUUGAUAAAUUUGAAAUUGAUGCAAUUGAAAAAAAUCCAAUAUGUAUAGGUGAUUUGAAGGAUAAAAACAAAAAGCUAUGGAAAAGUAAGAUUCAAUUAGUUGAAGAUGAUUUACGAAAUCUACCAGGUUCUGAAGGUGAUUAUAACCUUGUCAUUUCAGAAUUAUUGGGAUCUUUUGGUGAUAAUGAAUUAUGUCCUGAGAUUCUUGCACAAUUCAACCAACCUAAGCCUGAUUUAAUCAUGAUACCUGGUGAUUAUACAUCAUAUCUUCAGCCAAUUUUUACUCCGGUCAAAUUAAAUACAAUUGCCUUAAUCAAAUUGACAAAUUAUUAUCCAAAUAGUGAUCCUCAACCAGUUUGGGAAUGGCAACAUCCCGAGCCUCAUUUCCAAUCCACAAAAUCUAAAAAAUUAACAUUUAUUAAUAGGUAUGGUUAUAAAGUCUCUGGGUUUUUAGGUUGGUUCAAUUGUACAUUAUAUGGUCAUAUUAAUAUUCAAAUCCAUGAUGAUCAAGCAAAAGAUUAUUGUAAAUCUUGGUUUCCGAUAUAUUUCCCGGUAAAACCAAAACAUGUCAAACCAGGAGACAAUUUAGUUGUUGAGUUUCAUAGAAAGAAACGUGAUGAUUUAAUUUGGUACGAGUAUGAAUUCCAAGGAAAAUUGUAUAAUCAGAAUGGAUGUGACUAUUUAAUGCAUUUAUCUUGA